Heteronotia binoei (common prickly gecko) is the source of this 7524-nucleotide messenger RNA. RefSeq names its product BCL2 interacting protein 3 (gene BNIP3). Gene Ontology annotation, cellular component: nucleus; mitochondrial outer membrane; mitochondrial envelope. The coding region runs from base 573 to 1190 and encodes 205 amino acids. Gene Ontology annotation, biological process: positive regulation of apoptotic process; mitochondrial outer membrane permeabilization. NCBI's taxonomy places the organism in Eukaryota, Metazoa, Chordata, Lepidosauria, Squamata, Gekkonidae. The record is from RefSeq and is a predicted model, not a curated record. The transcript is spliced from 6 exons.
UUUUGUUUUUGCCGACCUCUUCAGCCAACCAGGAGCUUGCAGUCAAGCGUAUGGCUCGGGUUUCUAUCGCUGUGUAUUAAACUCCUGGUCCAAAUUACUGCCGUGAUUUAGCCCUAGAAUAGGAGCAGCUCCCGCUUCUGAGGCACCGGAUCCUUGCAAAACCGUCCAGCGAGCCGCUGUUGGCUGUCAGCAAAGCACUGCUCUUCGCAUUCUGCAGCCUGAUCGAUGCUCGCUCUGUUUCUUGCGCGGCGCUCUCGUGCUCUCUCAUUCCGGCUGCAAAGGUUGCCAGGGUAAGAGAAAGGGGCGUGGUGCAAGCGGAAUUAGCAACCAGUCAGGGCGCUUCGUUCUCUGCUGACGUCACAAUGCUUCGCGAGCUUUAGAACCUGCAGCAGCAGCAGCAAUAACAAUAACAGACGGGCUCGCUCCCGGGGGCCGAUCAGCUAGGCGUGAGUGAGUCGGAGCCAGCGGGAGGCACAGGCGGCAGCUGCUACUGUCAGCCGCGGCGGAGGAGAGAGAAGAAGCCGAGCAAGCCAAGAGGGACUCCAAAACAGAAACGCUUCUUCUCGGAAGCGAUGUCAUCGAGCGAGGCACCCGGGGUGCAAGAGGAGAAUUUGCAGGGUUCCUGGGUGGAGCUCCACUUCAGCAGCAACGGGAAUGGUAACACGGCUCCGCCAGCCAGCCAGGAGCAAGCCCCAGCUUCAAUUUCCAUUUACAAUGGUGACAUGGAGAAAAUACUUCUUGAUGCCCAGCAUGAAUCUGGAAGAAGCAGUUCACGAGAGAGCUCACACUGUGACAGCCCUCCUCGUUCUCAAACGCCUCAGGACAUUCUCAGAGCUUCUGAGGUAGAGAGUCGUGGCAGUGGAGAAAAGAAUAGUUCUCAGUCUGAAGAAGAUUUCCUGGAGAGAAGGAAAGAAGUCGAACGGCUUUUGAAGAAGAAUUCCGACUGGAUGUGGGAUUGGUCCAGCAGGCCUGAGAACAUUCCACCCAAGGAGUUUCUGUUUAAACACCCUAAGCGCACAGCUACCCUCAGCAUGAGAAACACAAGUGUGAUGAAGAAAGGAGGCAUAUUUUCUGCAGAAUUUUUGAAGGUCUUUCUACCAUCUCUGCUGCUUUCUCAUCUGCUUGCCAUUGGGCUAGGGAUUUAUAUUGGAAGACGAUUGACAACCACAUCUUCCAGCAGCUCGUUAUAGGAGGGGGAGGAAUUCCUGUCUCCUGCAUCACCGUGACGACACCUGUAUAGGCAUGCAAACUGGUGAAGAAAAGGAACUCUCAAGUGUGCAAUAGCUAUCUGGUUCUGUGUUUUUUAGUUCUGUAAAUGUUGUUCUCAUGGUUUAAUUGUAGAUGGGGAGGAUGGAAACCAAAGCCAAACUCUGUGUAAGGCCCUCCUCUUUUUUUUGCACAAUUCAACAACACGUGUUUUAGAUUCAACAUCUGAAGAGAUGCUGGAGAAAUGAAUUAAUCUUUUUAUAAGCAAUGGUACUAGUUUGUUUCAGGAGAAAAAAAGAAUGUAACUUUCCUGUACUCCAGGUAGUGUAGCAAGGAUGUGUGGUUGUUUCUUUCUGCUAUACAAGACUUCACAAGGCAUGCUAUUGGUAGCACACCCAGUGAAGUCUGGGACAAAAGCAAAUAUGAUCUUGCCUUACAUUUUUAGAAAAAGAAUAGACUCUUUUUACUUGAUUUUAAACAGCUUAACAUUUGCUUUAACAGUGAAUCCUAAAUACUUUUAAUACAGGCCUGUAUGCUUACGAUUGGAUACUUCCCUUUCUCUUUCAAUAAAUGUUAAUGUGCUCUUGAGCUAUUCAUAACAGUGUAUGUAGGCAUAACUUUAGCAUGGCAAGGCAGUGUAUACUAAUGCUGAAACAAAGAGGGAGAACUGUGGCAUGGAGUUGAUGAGGGAGUUGUGUGAGAUGAGGCUACUUUCUGCUUCCUUUCUCCCGAACUGCAGUCUUCUGUGCUCCCUGAGAUUGUGUUAGUGGUCUCCCAGGGACAGUGUGCAGGGCAGAAUUGUGAUCUGCAGUAUGAGGAGAAAUUGGUAGAAAUGCCCUUCUCUUUCCUCCAGUGACAAGUGCUCUUCUGUGGGCAGAAUUGCUGGUUAUACUGAUGGAAUGGCAGUUAGGAGCCAACUAUAUAUUACCAGUCUAGAUAUUUGAGAAGAAUGGCAAUGGCUGGUCAGACCAACAGUCCAUUCAAAGACUUUCUCUGACAAGUUCACAGAUUGGGCUAGUUAUGACAGCAGUUCCCAGCUAUUUGUCUGUGAAUCUGGAAAUCAGAGAGAGAGAGAGAUGGCUUCUUAACAUGGUGUUUCUGUUACUGUUGUGACUAUAGUGCCAUUGAUAAAUCUGCCCUUUGUACAUUUUUUUUAAUAAAGAUACAGACGGUUAUAAAUAUGUCUAAGUGCACAGUGCAGAUUUGGUGAUGGGGGAAUUUGUUAGAAAAUGAAAUCAAAUUUUGUAACCCACUCUGUCCAGGUACACAUUAGAAUGCCAUAGUGCACAGAUCUGCAUAUUCAGCGUUUUGCUUUUUUCAUAAGAGCCUGCCUGCUAAGUUAAAUCCAGUUGACUCACUGUAAGGUAAUGGUGUAUAAGACUGCAGCCUUGGUUUUAGACUGGAGAAUAAUGGAGACUGUCAGUCUGGUAGCCUUCCCACCCCAUUGCAACUUCAGCAUUCAACCUUAAGUGACCUCAAAUAACUGCUUCCUGGUUAGAAGGAACAGCAAAGUAUUGCCUGGCAUUCACCCAUGUUAGCAUUGUGUAAUCAUAUCCAUCGAGACAGCAAGUUUGCUUUUCUCAUUGGUUUGGCCUUAUCGUUUAGCAAACAUGGAUUUUUAAUGUUUUUGUCCUUCUGGAACAGAACUGAAAUUAAUAUAGCUGUCUUACGGUGUACAGUGGCAUCUGGUGUCAUCUACCUGUAUAAGCAAUUUGCAUAAUAGGGCUCCACAUGCUAAGAGUUUUCCACCUUAGGUAUUACUUGAAGGGGUAGGUUAGGGGGCGGGCGUAUCUUGGCUUUAUAGCAGAACAUUCACUUCGCUUGUGGAAGGUCCCAGGCUCAUUUUCCAGUUGCUCCAUUUGAAUGGCACAGAUAGUAGAGAAUGUGGAAGACCUCUGUCUGAGAGUUGGAAUGUGGAAGAUCUGGAGAGUUGCUGCCAGAGUAGGCCUUGCUGACCUUGAUAGCGCAGCUUCAUGUGAGGGAGGAGGCUUCAUUUUGUUUCCCCAUCUCCUUUAUGUGAAAAAACAAUUUCUUGGAACUUACCAGAAGGUUUCUUCCUUUCAGUGGGGCGAAGUCAUCCAAGCUGGUUAGGUCCUGCCUCUGAUUGCUCAGGUAGGGCUAUGCAAAUUUUGUAUGGCCCCUAUUGGAGAGAUCAUAGGCUGUCCAAACCCUGCAGUGUAGGUUCUCCGCAUGUGUUUUCCUUACUGUUCCUUACUGUGAUGGCAUUCCUUGAUGCUUUUUGAAAUGGGUGGGGGUGGGAAGUGGAUGACCUUGGUCUACUGAAGAGAAGAAACCUUCAGGUAAGUUCCAGUGGUUCAUUCUCCUUCAGUGGGAGAAGUCAGCUUUACCCAAGCUGUAGCUCUGAGUAGGUUCCUUCCAAGGUUUCACCACCAGCUGCAGGACACUUCUGCCAAAGGCUGCUUCUGCCAAGACUGUCUGGUCAAUCCUAUAAUGCUUGAUGAAGGUUGAGAAGGAUGCCCAAGUGGCAGCUCUGCAAAUCUCCACAACUGGUGCUGUUCUGGAGAAGGCUGCUGUAGCUGCUGUGGCUCUAGUUAAGCGUGUGGUAAUCCUGCUGGGUGUUUUCAGGCCUUGAGCUUUGUAUGUUUGAAUAUGCACUGUGUCACCUGGGAUGCAAUGGUGGAUUUUGAUACUCUGUUAUCCAAAUUUGGCUGCUAUGUGACACUAACAAAGACUCCAAGAGUCAGAAGGAAGCUCAGGUAAAUGUACAGAACUCUGCACACUUCUCGCUUGUGCCAGGCUUUUCCUCCUGGAUGCCUUGAGUCUGGGCCGAAGGAUGGCAGUAUCAGUGGCUAGUUGAGGUGGAACGCUGAAUUAACUUUGGGUAUGAGGAGGGUCACUUCUGUAUCCUCAGUCAUUAGCUUCAUGUGGGACAGGACCACUUGGGACUCUCAAAAGGAAGCCAUGUGGUUUUAAUUUCUGUUCUCAGUACCUCAUUGUUUCUUUUGUUUCGACCAGGACCUUGUCUAGGUUGAGCCUGCCAGACGAAGGGUCCACUUUUCAGUGCUUAAGCCAGAUGCUCUUUCUUAUUAUAUAAGCUGCUUGCAUCCUGCUGCAAAACUGGGUUGCAUCCUGGGAGGUGUCAGAGGCAAAUUCUUGAUGAUGGCACAUGCGAAAUCUAAGAGGACUGCCGAGGCUGUGGUUGCUAGCAAUUGCAGUUUGUGUGAUUUCUUUAGUUCUUCCUCUUUCUUCCUGUUCCCUGAAUAGGGUUGUCAGCCCCCCAGCAGGGGCAGGGGAUUUCCUGCUUUGAGCAUCUCCCUCACUUUGGAAGAUUGGGCAGUGGGAGAAAAAAUGGUGGCCAUCACUUGACACUCUCGAAUUUCCUUCCUCCUAGUCUCUAUGGUAGGCGUGAAAUGGAAGGCUAGAGCACCAUCACCUAGGCCGCACUCCUCGGGGGCAAGUGGCACAAAUUCUGAAGCAGGUAGUGGGCAGUUUUGCCCAUCCCCAGGCCCAUGCAGUGCUUUGGAGUCUAGGGAGGGUGCAGGCCCUAUAAAGCGGAGCGUUUUUGCCUUUCUGGCCAGUCCUCCAUUCUACCUCAGUGCAACUCCACUUGGCUUUUGAAGAGAGAGAGCCUGCCUUGGAAGGACAGGAGUGAGGGUGGCUGCAGAGCUGGUGGGCGAGUGGGGUGGAAAGAAAAAGAAUGUGCGAUCUGUGUGCAUGCGUGUAUGUCAGUGUGUGAAAGAGAGAGAGAGCGCCUGCACUGGAGUGAGGAGAGAGAGAAGAAUGAGUGUCUCACCCAAAUCAACCAGCAGCUGAGCAAGGGGGAGAGAGAGAAUGAGUGUGUGUAUCUGACCCAAAUCAGCUGGACACCACAGUCCUUAAAGCAGGGAUGUCAAACAUGAGGCCUGCAGGCCAUAUUGGGCCCCUGCAGGUUUCCCACCCAGCUCCUGGGGCAACUGGCUCCCUCUUACUUACUUCUCUGGGGUGCUGCUGUCAUCACAGCAGAGCUAGUUUUUGCCCAGCUCCUCCUUCCUGGUUUCUGCUUUGUGUAGUAGAGAAACAAGCCGUGCCUCCCUUCCCUCCAUUGGCUGAGCUCACCUCCUUUGGGAGAAAGGUGGGGGAAGGAAAGCAGACGUCAGUGCUCCUGCAACAGAACAAGAGCAAAGGCUGACUCUGCCCAUGAUUCCUUUAGGAACAGCAGCGUUUCAUUUCAGGUAUGAGCUUUUGUUCUUCAGAGAGGGUACAAGAAUGAAUUCUUCUGCCAAGCACAAUUUACAUUGAGAUUGCCAUGCUUUGCUGUUUUCUUUGAGGCUUGGUUUCCCUCCCUCCCUCCCUCCCAUAUACACAGGCUUUUUUCCCUGGGGGAACGUGGCGGAACAGAGUUCCAGAACGUCUUCAUGGAAACAGUAUUCUCAAAAAAUGUUUAAAAUUUCAUAAGGGGCACCCAUUGUGUUCCUCUUUGCUUUCCCUCGAGAGUUCUGGCACCUCUUUUUCCAAAAGAAAAGUCCUGCGUGUACGUGCACGCACACACACACGCAUGUAGAUGUGUUAAAAGGAAAGGGCACAUUUAGAUAAAGGGAAAGGAGAAUUAAAAAUAGAGCUUCCUGCUCUUUCCUGUCUGAGUGCCUGACCCUUUGGGAUGGUGGUGGUGGUGGUAAGAGCAACAGCUCCAAUGAACUGAGAAGUGGGCACUAGGGGGGGGGAGAUUUCCCACAACAGCCCCUGCCAACUUGCUUCAUUCUUCUGGCUCCCAUACAAUACUUUGUGGCCAGGCUGGUACUGUCUAAGUUGUUGCAAGGGUUCCCAUGCUGGUGGAAGUUGCCCCUUAAGGGCCUGCCUCAUCUGUUUUGCACUUGGCAGAAACAGCAUGGGGAAAAAUGGCCCAGGUGCCAUGUUUCAGUCUUUCUGCAUGGCCGGCAGCAUGUUUGGGUCUGCCUGCAUGACUGGGAAUCUGGGGGAAGAGAGGCCUGCUGGGUCCCACCAAAAGGCAAUUCCUGUGCCACCACUAUGCCCUCUGGACUAGAUUGGGUGCCAGCCUGGCUGUGUUCCUCCAGGUCCUAUUUGCAGUAUGUGUGUGUGUGUGUCUGUCUCAUGGGGAAGGCCAUCUGCUUUUUAUCCUGCAGAGGUCUUCCAUGUUUUGUGAAGCCAUGCCAUGGUAGUAUGAGGCCUCUGGGCUGGCUGAGUGUGCUCACUCCAACUUUGUUUGGUUCAGUGGGGAGGCUGUAAUCUGAAGUUUUGGGUUGCUCUCCCUGUGCAGUUGGUCUCACUGCUCCUUCAGAGAUCUCUGGAGCUACCUCUCUGCUGCCUGAAGUUUUGGGUAUGGGGGCUUUCCUUUGGCAUCCUUCUUUAUUUUUGCUGUCACAGUCAAUCUUUUGGUUGGUGCUGCCAUGGGUGCUUCAGCUGUGCCUAAGUUCAGGCUCCAUAGCUUGCAAAGUCUGUUGGGUGAAGUCUCCAAGGGACAGGGAUUUUUUUUUAAAGGUUUUCAAGGUUUGGUGUGGAACGGAGCUCAAGCCUCCUACUUGAGCAGUAGGGCUAUUUAAAAUGGAGGAUCAGCUUAUGAUCUCUCCAAUAGGAGUCCACACAAAACUUGCAUAGCCCUACCUGAGCAAGCUGAAGUGAGACAUAAUCAGCUUGGAUGACUUCCCCCAUUGGAGAACAGCUGCAUUUGUGCAGGUUACACACACAACUUUCCUCUGCAGAGAAGGGGGUGUGCAGUACUGCUUAUGUACAGCUUCAUUAGUGCAUGGAUAUCCAAAUGGAUGUCUGGCAUUUUUUUGCUGAGAUCCAAAGACAUGUCACUAAUUCCUGGGGUUGGAUCUAGUGCUAAUUUCUGGUGGAGGAAUCUUUUACCAGCAGGACACAAAUUUCUGAUCUCUUGCAGCUUGUGGGAGACACUACCCACAGGGAAUAGAUUGAGGGGAGAUAGGGGGCUCACAAUGAAUGGGAUUGGGGAGUGGUGGAAAAAUCGGCAAAAUCUAUUAGAAGUCUACUGCUAAUCCAGUUCAUUAAUUGCAAUCUUUGAGUGCAUGGGUGGCUGAAGAAAAAACAGUCUGUGUUCAGUUGUUAUUACUGAGUUGUAUGUACUUCUGAAAUGAUAAUUCAAGCUGUUCUGACCUGUCUGUAGCCUUGAAGCUGGUUUUUCCUCCAUCAGCUGCAGAGUUGUGAAUAUGCACUGCAUUUUUAUGUAAUAGUUUGUACCAUUACCUUAUAAAAUUAUGUUAGAAUACUAUUGUUAAGGAAAAUGGAAAAACAUCAGGAACUUUCAUUUAGCUAUUCAUAAAGUUGUGAAAAGUACUUUCUUACACAUUUAAUGUAUAUGGCAAGUGAAUCAUAUGAAGAUAAUAAAAUGAGUAAACAUUU